AUGGGUAUAAGUGAAUCUCACCAGUUACACCCGGGACUAAAAUCCUUGGUCAUUUCAGGAGAUCAAGCCAGCCACCUCCGAGAGAGAUUUGAGCUCAUCAGCGAUUCUUUUGGUCUCGACCGCGAAGAAGUAGCAACGCUCUAUAAGGCAAAGCCAGACCAGCUCGAUACAGUUUUUCAAAUCUUCGAUCAGCACGGCAGGGACAAAAUCGACGCCUAUGAGUUUAUUGCAGGGAUGAUUAUUAUUUGUGACGCUUCAUUAGAGGUAAAAGCCGACUUACUGUUUGAGCUCUACGAUUUUGACCAUUCUCAAGCAAUCACCUUUGAUGAAUUAAUCAUAUUGUUAGCUCCCUCUUGUGAGCGAAAAAAAAAUUUGGAAAAAUCCUAUUUUUACUAAAAAAAACCCAUCCUAUAUGAGUAGAAAAAAAGAUUUUUUGUAGUGAAAAUUAAUCAAAAUUAAAUCUCGAGCUUAUUUGCAUUUAAAACAUAAAUUUAAAUAAAUUAAGUUAACUUUUACUGUCCAAUUUUGUGGAUUUGGGAAUUUCUUGAAUAUCAAAAAAAAGCUAUAUAGCUCAUACCCCGUUAUUGAUUUUCCUAUCGGGAGGGGUUCGAUGGACGGUAGAAGCACCUUGAAAGACUCCAUUGGGGUGAUGAGAGAAAUCUCUUGCACGCAGAGAGGAAAGAGAUCCACAAUUAAUUAAAAAAUUUAAAUCCUAAACUAAAAUCAGCGGAAUCCUUAAAGAAUCAAGGUUAAUUUACCGAAAAGAAUUUUAAUUUUCUGUGUUCAUGCUCAAAGCCCCUUUUCUUUCGUGGGAAUAGUGGUCUUGCAAUCUGAAAUAAGGUGACCGCAAUGAGGGCAAGUCCUUAUAGAGUCAUGGCAGCAGAAUUGGUGCAUGGGCUGAGAGCAGCAAACUGUGUACUUGAGUCCUGGACGACUUGUAAAGCAAAUGAUGCAUGGGAGAAGUCUUGAGUCCUCAGUGAGACUGAGUGAAUCUGGGCCCAAGGAGAGUCUGGCAAAGAUCUCUUCGACGUUCGUAGCCAAAUACCUUCUGACAGUGCCACUCUUCCUGACUCUAGGCAAACGAGCUGUCAUUGCGGCAGCGAGAUGGGAAUUCAGCAUCCGAACUGGCUGACUCGUUCUGGGACUGCCUGAUUCCCUUGUUGCAUUUUGAUCCAGGCCCAGACUAAAAAGAGCUGACUCUGGCUCAUAGUAGUAAGCCAACGCCUUCAGAUAGUCCUUUCCCAGACGUCUAUGUUAAUCUUACAUAGAAAACAUUAUUGUAGGGUUAUGGCUGAAAGCGAUUUCAAGGUACUUCUUUCUGGUUCCCUUGCACUUUCUUGGUGGAAGUUGGAUUCUGGACCUCAUCGGAAGGGGUUGAAUUGAGAUGUAGGCUGAUGCCAAAAAGGGGAUAGAGCAGAGGGUAAUAUCCGGGAGGAAAUAGCCAAUAUGUGAUAAAAGAGCAUAAAGGCUGCCUUUAUCGUGAUUUCCAGCAGCUUGAGAGAGUGAAAUCUGAAUAAUUCUUACUUCUUGCGUCGCAGUUUGUUGUGUUCGUUCCAUUUUUUAUUGAAUAAUUUGCCGAGCCAAAUAAAUCUGACAAACUAAAUAAAAAGUGAAAAUGGAAGAGGAUGUGCUUGCAACACACACAAAAUAUAACAGUGCAUCAAACAGAUUUAAUGACCCCUUUUAAACUUUGAAAAGUAUCUUUUCGUUAAGACUUGCAUUAUCAAUACAGCUGAAUAUGAGAAUUCUCCUGCUCAAAGCUUUUAUGAAAUUUGGGAGCCAAGCUCCAUACAAAAUGAAAAUGCUAACAAUACUGAUUUUUUGCAUCAAAUAAAGAAAAAGAUUCAGUUCCUUAUUGAAUUUGAUUAUGGAGACCAUACAAACAGAAUCCAAGAAAGCACCAAUGCAAAUAAUCUCAACAUCAAUAUCGAUGAGGAAUCAAUUAAAAAAAUUUAAAAAGCACAAAAGAAAUUAUAAAAUCAAGCUUGAAGAUAAAAUGAGAAUUAUUAAUUCUAUAAUUCUCAUCAACUUGCCACGUAUGCAGAAAUUGGAAAAAAGUUUGGAGUGUCUCCAUGCACAGUGAAAAGAAUCCUUACAAAACAUAGGGAAAGGUAAUUCUAUUGAAGAUGGAAGGAGCGAUAAGCCAUUAAAGCUCAGUAGUGCAGCUUCACUUGCAUUGACUGAAGCGUGCUUAAAUGGUGAUCCAACAAUUUCAAUUCCUGAAAGAGUUGAAAAAUUAAAUAAGCAAUUAGUAGAUGAAAGGGUUACUUGCAAGCAAGCGUACAAAUGCAUGAAAAAGCUUGGCUAUACAUUCAAAAAAUGCUGAGAGCACCCAAUCAAUCGGGUUUCUAAUAUAAACCUGAUCAAGCGCCAAAAUGUAGCAUUUCGUUAUUUAGAAAUUUUGGAGAGAAAUAAUGAAAUCAUAAAUAUCGACGAAUUUCAUAUUGAUAACAGCAGCAGAAGUCACGGAUGGAGUAAAAAGGGUCAAAAAUGCAUUUCAUUUAAAAAGCCAAAUUAUAGAAACUAUACAGUUAUUUUAGCAGUAUCAAGUAGUAAUGGAAUAAUUGCCUGAAGAGCAAUUGAAGGAGGAAAUAAUAGACACACACAUUUAAUUGCUUUAUUGCAGAUUUAGUUCAUCUUUUAGAAAAUAGAAAUCAAAAUUUCAGAGAAAAUACUGUUAUAUUCUUAGAUAAUGCUGGAGUUCAUAAAACCUACGAAAACAUCAAUUUAUACAAAAAGCUGUUAAUUAAUAUUGUGUUUAAUUCGCCAUAUACACCUCAAUUUGCAUUUGUUGAGAGAAUUAUAUCGAUGAUAAAAAACAAAUUUCACAUGCUUGAGCAUAGCUCUAUACUCAGAAAGCUGAACUUAGCUAUUGAUUAUGUAGAAGAAAAUUUAAACGUUGGAAGUAUAAUUAGAAAUAUCUUGAAGAAAUACAUUAUGAACGCAAUUAAUUUGGUAGAUUUAGGAGAUUAGUGUAAUAGAUUUUAUCAAUUUUAAUUAUUUGUUUAUGUAUGUGAUAAUUGAUAUUUAAUGAUACCUAGUAAAUAAUUCAAAAGUGUGGCUCCCCCAUUAACCAUCAAAGGUCUCCAAGAGUUGUUACUUCAGUUGAGACAUCUCUUAAAAUCUCCAAUAAUUUUUGGACUUAUGCAUGAUACAAUAUGGCGUCCUCUAUGAAGAAACUAACUUGAAACAGUUAAUAGAAAAAAAUUUAAAAGUUCGACUCCCCCCGUUAGCCUAUCAAAGGUCUCCAAGAGUUAAUGCUUCAGUUGAGACAUCUCUUAAAAUCUCCAAUAAUUUUUGGACUUAUGCUUGAUACAAGAUGUCGUCAAGAUGGCGCCCUUUAUGCAGGAGCUGACAUGAAAUCCUAUAUAUAGAAAAAUUUAAAAGUGCGACUCCCCCAGUUAAGCUAUUAAAGGUCUUCAAGAGUUAAGGCUUCAGUUAAAUCAUCUCCAAAAACUCCAAUAAUUUUUGGACUUUAUGCUUGAUACAAGAUGCCAUCAAUAUGGCGUCCUCUAUGCAAAAACUCACUUGAAAUAAUUUAUUGACAAACACAUUUAAAAGUGCGGCUCCCCCCGUUAACCCAUCAAAGGUCUUCAAGAGUUAAGGCUUCAGUUAAUACAUCUCCAAAAAUCUCCAAUAAUUUUUGGACUUAUGCUUGCUGCAAGAUGGCGUCCUCUAAGCAGAAACCGGCAUGAAAUCCUAUAUAUACAAAAAUUCAAAAGUGCGACUCCCCCCAUUAACCCAUCAAAGGUCUUCAAGAGUUAAGGCUUCAGUUGAAUCAUCUCCAAAAAUCUCCAAUAAUUUUUGGACUUAUGCUUACUACAAGAUGUCGUUAAGAUGGUGUCCUAUAUGCAAAAACGCACUUGAAAUAGUUAAUAGAAAAAUUCAAAAGUGCGACUCCCCCCGCUAACCCAUCAAAGGUCUCCAAGAGUUAAGGCUUCAGUUAAGAUAUCUCCAAAAAUCCCCAAUAAUUUUUGGACUUAUGCUUGUUACAAGAUGUUGUCAAGUGUCGCCAAGAUGGCGUCCUCUAUGAAAAAUCUCACUUGAAUAAGUUAAUAGAAAAAAAUUUAAAAGUGCGACUCCCCCUGUUAACCUAUCAAAGGUCUCCAAUAGUUAAGACUUCAGUUGAAUCAUCUCCAAAAAUCUCCAAUAAUUUUUGGACUUAUGCUUGAUACAAGAUAUCGUCAAGAUGGCACCCUUUAUGCAGGAGCUGACAUAAAAUCCUAUAUAUAGAAAAAUUUAAAAGUGCGACUCCCCCAGUUAAGCUAUCAAAGGUCUCUAAUAGUUAAGACUUCAGUUGAAUCAUCUCCAAAAAUCUCCAAUAAUUUUUGGACUUAUGCUUGCUACAAGGUGUCGUCAAGAUGGCGUCCUCUAAGCAGAAACCGGCAUGAAAUCCUAUAUAUACAAAAUUCAAAAGUGCGACUCCCCCCGUUAACCCAUCAAAGAUCUUCAAGAGUUAAGGCUUCAGUUGAAUCAUCUCCAAAAAUCUCCAAUAAUUUUUGGACUUACACUUGCUACAAGGUGUCGUCAAGAUGGCGUCCUCUAACCAGAAACUCACUUGAAAUAGUUAAUAGAUAAAAAUUUAAAAGUGCGACUCCCCCCCAGUUAACCCAUCAAAGAUCUUCAAGAGUUAAGGCUUCAGUUGAAUCAUCUCCAAAAUCUCCAAUAAUUUUUGGACUUAUGCUUGAUAAAAGAGAAACCGAGAAUGGCAUCAAAUGAAAAACUCAAGUUUCAUAAAAAAUUAAAAUUAAGUGAAUAAGAAGUUAUUUAUUAUCCGUUAAGAAAGUAAAAUAACUUCAGUUAAGAAGAAUUGGCUUCUUGAUCCUGCACAAUCCUUCAACUCAAUGGUAUCUUUCAACCUCAAAGUUUUAGCUUGGCAAGGCUUCAUUCUCCACGAAUUAAAAAUUUGAGCAGGCUCACAUCCAUUCUUCACGCAAUAGCAAAUAUGAGGCGGUCCUUUAUCUUGAUCCAGCUUCAAGAUGAGAUGAUUUUCUUUAGAUUGAGUUCAGAGUUUAGGUUUUUCUGCUUAAGAUUUCUGCACUGCACACCCAUCCUGCUCAUAACAAGAUCCAACUGAUUCUUUCCAAGGUUAUUUUUUCUGAAAAUAUCAACCGGAAUGGUCCUAUUCAUUCCGAUUGCAGCUGCAAUAACUGCACACUCAAAACACAUAUCACUUUCAAUUCCUUGAAGAGGUCUUUCAUUUAAGGACAUUCCAAAGCGAUAACAAUCCACAAUUCAACCUUCAUAAUAAAUUGGACCUUCUGGUUGAGUUUCUGGUGGUGCUUCAAUCCUUUGAGUCAAAAUAAUUCUGUUUCAGUAAUGGAUUGCUUUUUGCACCAAUCAGAAACAAAAGUCCCUCGCAAAUAGUCCAUCAUUGAAUUUGUAGGACUUUCUUUUUGGCUUCGAGCAAAUCACUUCUCAUUCAUCCUUUAUCAAAUUUAUUGAAAAUUGCCCUCUUCAAUAGCUUAUGAUUGUUGCCCCAGCCGGUAAUAUUUGACCUUUUCCCCUCAUGGUCGAACUUUAGCAAGCACACUUCAAUAUAGUUUUCUCCUUUUUUUCUGCGUGAAUCCCAGUAAAUAUUUAACUUUUUUCUGGCGGUGAUCCAUUCAUAAAUUUUCAAAAAUAGACGUCCUGUAUUCAUUUUCCUCGUCAAAGAGGGUAAAAGUGUCUGACGACCAUUUCUGCACCCAUUUGAAGCCUUCGACCAAAGUUCUAAUAUGAUUUGAUGGAAAUACAUGAUUGUCGAAUUCAAACUUGAAAUAGCGAUCACUUUGAACAAAAUAAUUGAUGGCCUUUUUCUGAGGUUCGGAAAUCACUUCAUUCAUUUCAUUUUUUUUUCCGUUUUUUGGUAGGCUUAGGUUGUUUGACAUCUUCUUCCUCAUCUUCAGUUCAAUAUGAGGCCUUGAUACGUCCCCAUGUUAAAAGAACUAGUUCAUAUUCAUCGUGGUCGAGGCUUUCAUCAUUGAUUUUCCGAAUAAAGUAGCCAUGGUCUAAUUCAAUAUUUUCCUGGGCAGACUCAAGAUAGUUAUCCAUUGGUGUUCAUGAUCCUUGAGGGUUAGGAACUAUGGGCUUGCUUUUCUCUGAGGUAGAGUUUUUAGUUCGAACCAUUUAAAAUUAUAAUCCAUUUAAUUUUAUCAAUAAAAUUCAAUAAAAAGCCCCCAAAUUAAUUUGAUAUAAAAAUAUUAUUAAAUCAAUUAUAAAUUUAUGUAAAUAGCAUUUUCUAAGUACAUCCUCUUCCAUUUUCACUUUUUUAUUUAGUUUGUCAGAUUUAUUUGGCUCGGCAAAUUAUUCAAUAAAAAAUGGAACGAACACAACAAACUGCGACGCAAGAAGUAAGAAUUAUUCAGAUUUCACUCUCUCAAGCUGCUGGAAAUCACGAUAAAGGCAGCCUUUAUGCUCUUUUAUCACAUAUUGGCUAUUUCCUCCCGGAUAUUACCCUCUGCUCUAUCCCCUUUUUGGCAUCAGCCUACAUCUCAAUUCAACCCCUUCCGAUGAGGUCCAGAAUCCAACUUCCACCAAGAAAGUGCAAGGGAACCAGAAAGAAGUACCUUGAAAUCGCUUUCAGCCAUAACCCUACAAUAAUGUUUUCUAUGUAAGAUUAACAUAGACGUCUGGGAAAGGACUAUCUGAAGGCGUUGGCUUACUACUAUGAGCCAGAGUCAGCUCUUUUUAGUCUGGGCCUGGAUCAAAAUGCAACAAGGGAAUCAGGCAGUCCCAGAACGAGUCAGCCAGUUCGGAUGCUGAAUUCCCAUCUCGCUGCCGCAAUGACAGCUCGUUUGCCUAGAGUCAGGAAGAGUGGCACUGUCAGAAGGUAUUUGGCUACGAACGUCGAAGAGAUCUUUGCCAGACUCUCCUUGGGCCCAGAUUCACUCAGUCUCACUGAGGACUCAAGACUUCUCCCAUGCAUCAUUUGCUUUACAAGUCGUCCAGGACUCAAGUACACAGUUUGCUGCUCUCAGCCCAUGCACCAAUUCUGCUGCCAUGACUCUAUAAGGACUUGCCCUCAUUGCGGUCACCUUAUUUCAGAUUGCAAGACCACUAUUCCCACGAAGAAAGGGCUUUGAGCAUGAACACAGAAAAUUAAAAAUUCUUUUCGGUAAUUAACCUUGAUUCUUUAAGGAUUCCGCUGAUUUUAGUUUAGGAUUUAAAUUUUUUAAUUAAUUGUGGAUCUCUUUCCUCUCUGCGUGCAAGAGAUUUCUCUCAUCACCCCAAUGGAGUCUUUCAAGGUGCUUCUACCGUCCAUCGAACCCCUCCCGAUAGGAAAAUCAAUAACGGGGUAUGAGCUAUAACUAUUUAUAGGGGAAAACCCUAUAUAAAAAUUUUUAAAAAACAAUUAGCUCGAGCUAAUUUUUUGCUCACUGACUAAGGAGAGUAAGGACUUCAAUGAAUGCGCUAUGCUAUAUGACUGGUGGCUCCCCAAUGACAAUGCAAGAAUUAGAAGAUAAGACUCAAAGACUGUUUACCAAAAUUGAUUUAAACCAUGAUAAUCAAAUUACCAUUGCAGAGUGGCUAAGCUUUAUAACUAGAGAUGUGGAAGUUGUAAAAAUCCUUGAAGUUUUGCAGCUUGUUACUGUGGAGGACAUCAGACCGAAUUUUGGCUCUGAAGAAGAUCCAGGCAUGGACAGCGAUUUGGAGAAUGAGACGAAUCGAAGAGAAUGGUCAAGGUCGACUGUUCAGGAAAGGGUUAAAGAAGGAGUUGAAACUUUAGACGAUACACCUUUCUUGCUAGAACAAGUAGGAGAAGGAGACCAAUUUUUAGCUGUAAAACCUUGGGAAGGAGUCGUCAAGCAUUCAGUCCCAAGCAACUAUAGGCCGAAAAAAGGAGACGAUGACCCUCCAGAUGCAAAUUUAGAGCUGGAAUAUAUCCAUGGAUACAGAUGCCACGAUGUAAGAAACAACUUAAGAUACUCCAACAGAGGAGAAGUCGUCUACCACACCGCAGCUGUAGGAAUUGUCCUUAACCAAGGCACAAAUACCCAAAAGCACUUUAUCGCUCACACAGACGAUAUCAUUUCUUUUGAUAUACACCCUCAAGGCACAAUGGCUGUUACAGGAGAAAUCGGCCGAACUCCAUUAAUGUGUGUAUGGAAUACAGAAACUAUGGAAUGCGUCAAAAGUUUUAAAGGAAUCUUAAAAAAAGGAAUCACAUGUGUAUGCUUCUCUGCAGAUGGGACUAAAGUGGCUGGGCUAGGAGCUGACGAAGAAAAAAUUGUAGUAGUCUAUGACUUAGGAAGAGGAACUGGCAAGCCUGGACUUAUGCAAAGUGUGGUGGCCAGUGGAAGUGUAGGAAAAGAUACGUUUCUUGAUAUAAAAUUCCAUCCUUCUACACCUAAUAAAAUCGUUGCAUGUGGAGUUAAGGUGUUUGCUGUGAUUAAUAUUGCAAAUGGAGCUAUUACCGCUAAAAGAGGAACUGGAUGGGGAAAAACCCCACAGACACAGCAACAAACUUUAAUGUCAAUUGGGUUCUUAGGGGCGAGUGCUGUGACUGGAGCAUUUAAUGGAUGCGUUUUUAAGUGGAAUGAAAGCACCCUUUCUCAAGCUGUAAAAGUACAUGAAGCACCUGUGGUGUGCAUUGGACAAAGGACUGGAGGAGAAGGGAUUAUUACUGGAGGAAACGAUGGCUUUAUCCAUAUACUGGACCUUAGUUUGGGGAAAAUCCAAAGUAUUGAUCUCAAAGACCUAGGAAGCAUUUUGCCAAAGCCUCGCAGUGCUUGUGAAGGGCCUGGAGGGAAAAUUUUAAUUGGUACUAGAGGAGGAGAAAUAUUUGAAGUCACCGGACAAAAUUCAAAAGCUCUGCUCAAAGGACAUUAUGACAAAGAAUUGUGGGGAGUCUGUUCUCAUCCUACAAGGCUGGAAUUUGCCACACUUGGCCAAGAAUGCAUGCUUGCAGUGUGGGAUGUGCCGACCAGAAAGCAAAAAACAUGCAAAAAACUAGAAGGUCCAGGCGGUGCUUUAGCUUAUUCUCCCAACGCAGCAGUCUUACUUGCAGGCUUAGAAAACGGAAAAGUUGUAAUUUUAGAUGGAAAUUCCUUACUCCCCCCCUCCGUGAGUGAACAAAAAAAUUUUGUUCACUCACGGAGGGGGGUAAUUUUUUUUUUUUUAAAAAAAAAUUUAUAUAUAAAUUUUAUAAAAAAAAAUAUUUUUUUUCGAAAUUUAAAAAAAUCCUAAUUCGCAAAAAUUGGAAAGCAAAUAUUAAUUUAAUUUAUAAAAUUUAUGUUUUAAAAAGCAAUUCAUUUAAAAUUAAACAGAAUUAGCUCUAGAUUUCAUUAUACUAAUUAUCAUUUAUAUAUCAAAUUUUUUUUUCCAUAAAAAAUUUUUGUAUUAAAAAAAUUUUUGUUUCACUCACGGAGGGUGGGUUUUUGGGCAAAAAAUAGCGAUUUUUCUAAUGGUUUUGUUCACUCACGGGGGGGGGAGUUAGCUGUCAAAGAUACUAAAUUUGAUAGAACAAAAUGUAUCACAGAUAUCAAAUUCUCUCCAAACGGGAACACUGUAGCAGUCGGCGCCAAAGAUUUUCUGAUUUUUAUAUAUGCAGUCAACGAAAACUACAGAAUAAAAAAUAAAUUUAAAGGCCACACUGCGUCUGUAACUCAUAUAGAUUUUUCAGUGGCGGGCGAUAUUAUUCAGUCAAACAGCACAAGCUAUGAAAUUUUAUAUCACAAUUUAAGCUCAGGGUCUGCAGACCCUCAUGGUGCAACUGCUUAUAAAGACGAGCCUUGGGCUACAUGGACAUGUGUGCUUGGCUGGCCUGUUCAAGGCAUUUGGCCUCCUUGUUCAGGAGGUGACGAUAUUAACAAUUUAGAAAGAAGCAAAUCCCACAAGGUCGUCGCAACUGUCGAUGAUUUUGGUCAAGUAAAACUCUUCAAAAAUCCUUGUGUGAAUAAAGGUGCAGGAUUUAACGUCUACAAAGGCCACUCCUCUCACGUCACAAAUCUGUCAUUUUUAAAUGGAUAUUUAAUAACAACUGGAGGCAAUGACAAAGCAAUUUUCCAAUGGAAGUAUACAGAAGAACAUAUAGAAAUUAAUGCAAGCGAUGAUUUAUUAGAAGCUACCAGAGAUGAGACCAAUUUAUUUGAUAUUCAAAAUGUAGGAGAAGGCGACCAAUUUUUAGCUGUAAAGCCAUGGCUAGGAGAGCUAAAAGCAAGCACCCCAAAUGAUUAUACCCCACCAAAAAACCAAGGAAAAGCUCCAGAUGAAAAUAUUACACUGAUAAAAGUGCAUGGAUAUAGGUCAUUUGACUCAAGAAAUAACUUAAAAUAUACAUCGACUGGACAAGUUGUAUAUCCUGCAGCUGCACUAGGAAUUGUGAUGGACCCUGCUUCGAGGCAACAGAAAUUCUUCCAAAUGCAUGAUGACGACGUAGUGUGCCUUGCUAUACAUCCGAACAGAAAAAUUGUAGCUACUGGGCAGAUGGCUCAUAUAGGGAAAUCAAGGGAGCUUGAAAUCCAUGUCUGGGACUCAGAUACUUUGCAAGGAAUUUCUUGCCUUUCAGGAUUUCAUAGAAGAGCUAUUAAGCAUGUAGGAUUUUCCCCAGAUGGAAAAAGCUUAUUGAGCAUUGGAGAAGAUGACGACCAUAGUUUGGCUGUUUAUGAAUGGCAAGCUAAAAGAAUGAUCUGCAACUCAAAAGUCGAAAAAGAGCCAGUCCUUGGUGCAAGCUUUAUUUCUAACACUGAUUUAGCUGUUUAUGGAGCAAAAUUCAUCAAAUUCUUCACAAUUAAUGGAAAAAAUGUCACUGGGAAUAGAGGAACUCUUGGAAAUGCCUCGAAACCUUUUGAAGCUCAGCUAUGUGGAGUAGCGUUUAACAAUAAUUUCGUAACUGGCACUCAUGCAGGAAAUAUCUGGAUCUGGGCAGGAAGAAGUCUAGGGAAAUCAAUGAAAGCCCACAAUGGCCAAGUAUGGGCUCUUACAGUAGUAGAAGGCCAGCUAUUAAGUGGAGGCUCAGAUGGGGUCAUAAUAGUAUGGGACCAAAACAUGAUGCAGUCUCAGUCUGUAAGCAUUGAUGCAUACGCUUUAAACCCUGGGGUGAGGUCAUUAGAUAUCAACUCUGCAGGCACUGUCUUAGUCGGUACCAGAUCUGCAGAAAUCCUUGAAAUCCGAAACUGGCAAGAAGUGGAAUCUUUAGGCUCAGGGCAUUAUGAUGGAGAAUUGUGGGGACUUGCAAUGCAUCCUGAACACCCUCUCUGUGCUACUUGUGGAGGAGACAAAACAAUCAGAAUUUGGGACUUGGCCCAAGGCAUUCAGCUGUUAGCAAUUAAGCCUUUGUCCCAUGAUAUGAGAGCUAUUGAUUGGUCACCAGAUGGCAGAUAUUUAGCCUCUGGGCUAAUGAACGGCAUGGUAAUUUUGCUAGAUGCUAGCUCCUUGUCGAAUUUAUCCAGCCUACAAAGCACUUUUAAAGGCAAAGACUGCUGGAUUGAAGACCUCAAAUUUUCUCCUAGAGGGGACAGAAUCGCUUUUGGAGCUCAUGGAGGUGCCUCAAAAGUAGAAAUAAUGGGCAUCCAAAACGGCAAACUAGUAAAAAUGUAUGCAAUUAAUGCAGGCCUCACAUCAGCCCUUACCCAUUUAGACUGGUCAAUUGAUGCGUCUUUAGUAGCUGUUAACUCUCAAGCUUAUGAGCUGAAAUUUGUAAAUGUGGACGGAAAAAUUAACGUAUCCUCCAGCUCAGUCAAAAACGUAGAAUGGUAUAGCUGGACUUGUGUGCUAGGAUGAUCAGUUCAAUAUAUAUGGCCAGAAGGCGCUGAUGGCACUGAUAUCAACUCUUGCCACCGCUCUCACAAUUUAAGUGUCUUAGCUACUGCUGAUGACUUCGGAAAAGUAAAUUUAUUCAGAUACCCAGUCGCAGUAAAAAAACAAGCCUGCAAAUCUUAUACAGGACACUCCUCCCAUGUAACCAAAUGCAAGUUUUCAAGCAAUGAUGCAUUUUUAGUAAGUACUGGAGGAAAUGAUAAAUGUGUCUUUGUAUGGCAAACUGAUAUGGCAGUUCCUGAUACUGACCCUGUUUAUGACGAAGAUAAUAAAAUUGAGUUUGAAGAUAUACCAAAAGAAAUGGCGCUGAAUAAGAAAAAUGAAGAAGUCAAAGAAAAAACAAAGGUAAAAGUAGCGGCUGCUUUGGAAAAUAACGACCCGAACAGCUUUUUCCAGUUCGAAGAACUUGGAGAAGGAGACCAGUUUUUAGCUGUAAAACCUUGGGAAGGGGCUAUUAAGCCGCCUUCUGGGUUUAUUAAAGCUCCAAGAAACCAAAACCAAGCUCCUGCAAUAGACUUGAGCUUAGAAUGAGUCCAUGGAUAUAGAGCGAAAGACUGUAGGAACAAUUUAAGAUACUUGCAUGAUGGAAGGAUCAUUUAUCAUGCAGCAGGACUAGGGAUAUCUCUUAAUAAAGAAACAUGGACGCAGACUUAUUUUAAUAAGCAUAUAGAUGAUAUUAUUGCUUUUGCGUUGUCGCCUAACUGCGAUCUGGCUGCUACUGGAGAAGUUGGGAGAAGGCCUAAUAUCUUUAUAUGAGAUACAGCCUCUAUGAUGCCUAUCGCUAACUUUAAACAACCUUUAGAAAAAGGGAUCAGCGCAAUUGCAUUUUCUCCAUCUGCAACUAAGCUUGUAGCUAUUGGGAUGGAUGAUAACCACAGUGUAGCUAUUUAUAAUCUGCAGAGUAAUAGCCUUAUUUGUACAACAAAUGGUGAUAGAGAGAUAAUCCUUGAUGUAGGAUUUAUAUCAGAAAAUGAGUUUAUCACAACUGGUCCUAAGCAUUAUAAACAAUGAACUCUUACUCCCAUGGUGAUUGCAGAUCAUUAAUUAUUAGAAAUUCAAAUAUUAGUUAAUAUAAAUAAAAUCCCUCAAUCAAUUAAUUAAGAAAAUAAAAAAUAGCCUAUUUAACAGCAAAAUUAUUCUAGAUUUGAGGAGCUAGUGGAAAUCAAUUGUCAGGCAAAAAAGGAGUUUUUGGCAGAAACAAUAAUUUAUUGAUGUGUCUGGCCAUACAAGGGACAAACAUUUACACAGGGACAGCAAUUGGAACUAUUAUAAAAUGGGCUGGAAAUACAGCCGGAAAAUCAUUCCCUAUCCACCAAAGAGGUGUAGACAGCUUAUGGGCAACUCAUGCUUGCAUAGUAUCAGGAGGAAAAGAUGGUUUGGUCUAUAUCCUUGAUAACAAUUUAAACAAAAGACAAAGCUUUGAUUUAAGCUCUCCUCAAUAUGAAUCUGUAUGCCCAUUCAUAAGAUCUGCUUGUAUCAGUGAAGACGGAGGAAGCCUCCUUGUAGGAACAUAUGGAGCCGAAAUCUACGAAAUUGACAUCACAAGUGGAGAAGGCAGAAAUCUUAUAAAAGGCCACUAUACCCCUUCUAGAGGAAAAACAGUCACCAAUGAAGUCUGGGGCUUACACGUUCUCCCUGAUGGAGCCGCCUAUGCCACUUGUUCAGAUGAUGGGACAUUAAGGCUCUGGGACAUAGAAAACAAAUCCCAAAUCAGAAUAAUCAAAUUCACUGACAAUGAAGAAAUCCCAGACUCAGCUAAAGCCAGGUGUUUGUGCUGCAACCCUGAUGGAUCUAUGAUGGCAGUCGGAUUCAAAGAUGGAAGUUUCAAAAUCCUCGACACAAGCACAUGGAACGUCCGAGUUUCCAAAAAAGACCGCAAAAGUGAAAUUUCUGAUAUAAAAUUCUCCCCUGACAGAAGCAAGCUUGCAAUUGGCUCCCACGACUGUGUAAUUGAUAUAUACUCAGUUCCAGACUUCAGGCAAAUUGCAGUCUGCAAAGGCCAUUCCUCUUAUAUCACCCAUAUUGACUGGUCUACUGAUUCUGGCUACAUUCAUUCUAACUGUGGAGCUUAUGAAUUGCUAUUUUGGGAUGGGAAUUCAGGAAGACAGAAUACAAGUGGUGCCUCAGCUCUAAAAGAUGAAGAAUGGAAUACUUGGACAUUAGUAAUUGGAUGGCCUGUACAAGGGAUUUAUCCAGCUUAUGCUGAUGGCACAGAUGUAAAUGCAGUUGACAGAAGCAAGAAAAAAUUCGGAAAUAAUGAAUAUCCACUUGUGGCGACUUCAGAUGAUUUCGGAAUGUUGAAGGUGUUUAGAUACCCGUGCUUGCUUAAAGGAUCAGAAGGAGUUAUUGGUAGAGGACAUAGCUCGCACGUCACAAAUGUUAGAUUUAGUGUGGAUGAUCGGUAUAUAUUUACUGCUGGAGGUGAUGAUCAAUGUGUAUUCCAAUGGAAAGUUACUGCAAAAACAUCAGCAGCUUAA
Blepharisma stoltei is the source of this 14216-nucleotide messenger RNA. The record is from the annotation of a GenBank genome assembly. NCBI's taxonomy places the organism in Eukaryota, Ciliophora, Heterotrichea, Heterotrichida, Blepharismidae.